Molecule: messenger RNA, 453 nt
Organism: Trichoderma harzianum CBS 226.95
Lineage: Eukaryota; Fungi; Ascomycota; Sordariomycetes; Hypocreales; Hypocreaceae
Exons: 1
Coding region: 1-453 (150 amino acids)
Source: RefSeq, a predicted model, not a curated record
AUGGCCCCUGAACAGCGCCUCAACGGAAAGGGCCCUGAGACAGCAGCAACGCAGAUACGGACGGGAUUCAGCCAGCACGGUCAUCUUAGCCCUCCGAGAUUGAGUGAGCUCCCUAACGCCGUAAUUAAUGGGGCGUUUGCACCUGGUCAAUCUGGGCGCAUCUGGGGUCGGCAAUCAGCGCCUCUCGCCCCGUCGAUCUGGGCUGGGCGCUGGCUGGCUGUUUGUCACUCUCACUCUGUGCUGCCGUUGAGCCAAGCCCAACUAACACCGCGGCUCAUUGGAUUGGCUGCUGCUGCCCUUGCAGUUCAGUCGCCCCCUGAGGCCGGGGACUCGUACGAUAUGUACAUAUGGAUCAUCAAUCAUCCGUUCUGGAAGUCUGAACAAAGGGAUAAAUGGCGCCAAAUGUCAGGAGGCAGCUGCAGCGGGAUGGGCGCAUUUUCUGGACUGGCAUGA